Molecule: messenger RNA, 2063 nt
Organism: Amoebophrya sp. A120
Lineage: Eukaryota; Dinophyceae; Syndiniales; Amoebophryaceae
Source: the annotation of a GenBank genome assembly
CUCCUGCUCCAGCAGCUGCAAAAAUUUCUCUUACUUUAUAUGGCGUUCUCAAUGUUACAUUCUCAACUGUUACAUGAUUUGUCAUGCAAAAUAAGCAUCGACGUCCAGUCCACACGGUGCAGCUACUUUGCGUGACAAAUUUCGGCAGGGCUACACAGCAUGGGAAUCUGUGCCGAAUUUGUAACGCAAGAGUUGCAAGAUCCGGCCUUUGUUUCUUGCUGUUGCCAGCAUGGCAAAUCCAUGUAACUCAUAUAGCUACAAUAAAGCUCAUCCCGCAGCCGUCCCAGGAGCUUCUUGUGGUUGUCUCUCGGUAGGGAUCGCUUUGCCCGUGCGUAUUCCACUCAGAGUUUGCUGCGUAGGUGGUUACCGUUUGGAGCUUUUAGAAUAGAAAGAAAUGGGACGCCCUGCCCUUAGCCUUCCAACGUGACAAAUGAAGUUGAGAACGUAACAAGUUGAGAGUGUAACAAUUGAGAAUCCCAUACUUCAAAGCCUGGACGCAGCGGUGAAGCGGACUCCUGUAUGGGUGUGUCAGGAUUGAAAUCGAAAAAGUUGCAGCAGCUUGUAAUGCAUAAAAUCGAUGCCAAGCAAUCGGAUCCACGGUUUCUAGACGGUGCGCGAAAAAUUUUGUCCGUACCGGAGGCCAGUUUGUCAUGCUGUUUAGGGAAAAGGGAAAGGGGCUCCCCUCUGCGAUGCUAAUCAGCAGCCCAAUUCUCCACCCUUGCCAGUGCUACAAUGCCCCUCCCUUGCGUCCUCUGCAAUAGAGGCAGUGUCUGCUUCUGCGUUGCAUUUUAUGCAUGACAAACCAUUUCCACUUUCAGGACGAUUUCGAUCCUGACGCACCCAUAUCCUGGCGUCAAUGGUUACAGGAUGCUGGCGAUGGCCACGAGCAUCUUGCCUAUCGCAUUAGCGUUUCCGCUGUUUUAGACUGGGCGAAACACCAGCCGUACUGGACGGAAUUAGCUAAGACGCAGCCCAAGGAAACGGGCAAAGCGCUUCUUGAAGAGCGAAAUUGCGAGAAAUGUAGCACAGCUGACAAACCAGGGGCGUGGUGGAAAAGCAAGCUGGACGGCGACCUAGAGGAAAUUGCGAAAAUGUACACAGAGAUUGCCCAACUGGACGGCGGAGUUUCUGCCGAGGUUCGAGAGGUCGUCACGCGGGCCGCGCAAAAUAUAAAAGAGGGUCUAACGGCCAGCAGGGUUCUGGACAGCAAGGCCCCGCCAGGGUUCUGGACAAGCCCGGAAGUCCAGGGCUCCUGUAGCGGUACCGUGCCACAAGAGGACGCCAACUUUUUGGAGCUGGGUCCGAAUCGAAAUCGUGACGAUGUCUACCUGAAGCUGCUCGAAUAUGCGACGGAGCUGCCGAAGGAGCUCGCUGCGUGGCAACUCAUGGACUACAAGCAGACAAGCGAUGCCGUGACCAGAAACAUUCGAAGCGCAUACCUGACGCAGGCGACGAUAUCCGAGCGCAUCGCAGACCACCGGAUGAAGUCCGGGACUGAUCAUGGAGAAGAUGCUGUAACUCAGUUUCUCCGAAGCACCCUGAUGAAUACCAAUCAAGUGGUCACAAUUGCCGACGCCGCGAGGGUGGCGGUAGAUAGGUAUAGGCCUGCAACAGGCAGCCAGGUCCCGGUCGUGCCGAUUCCCGCCGGAACUGUCGCGCUUUUCGGUAUCACUCGAGCAAAUGUUUGCGGUAGUACACAGCCGCUCACUGGUGAAGGUCGUCCCUCGGACUUGGAGAGAUCCCUGACAGAGAUGGCAGAGAAAGCUGAAUAUUAUCGCGGACUGGAUAUCGCCGGCAGUAUUCAGGAAGCUGAUGAAGAAGCACAAGCGGUAGACAGUAGAAGGGCAAGACUUUCGUGUCUUCACGGUGUGAAGUACAUGCUGGAAUUUCUUGAAGGUCUUGUCCACGAUAAAGAAAGGUUUGCGCCUGAUCGCCCCUUCGUGUUGCGUAUCCACAUGUGGGAGGGCGUGGCGCGCCAACUGACUCCACAGGCCGCCCACUUUUACGAGUCGCUGCAUAAGGGGCUCUACGACUUUUACGAUCACCCACGGCGCUCGCGCUAA